UAAACGAGGCGACAUGGGAGCGAGGUUUCUUCCUGUUGUUUUGCGCGGAGAAAAAUGGCUACCGGCAACUCGAGUUCUGGCGUCCCUUUGGGUCUUCAGCAAGCGUUAAAAGAGUUACAUCGGAUGCUCUCACAAAUCCAGGAAGAAAGGGGCAGGAGUGCAGAUAAUUUGAAUAAUAUUAAUAAAACACACGAAAAGAUGAAAAAUGACAAUAAGGUUUCAUCCUAUUUCAAAAAUAAACUCAAGGGUCUGUAUAACACAGCAAUCUCAGAUGCUAAAGGAGAAAUAGACCUCAUACAGCAAGCAAUGGACAAAAUAACAGAGAUAAAAAUAGCGCGAAAUGAGAAGCAAGGUAGCUCCAAAUCAGGUUUUAAUCAAGAGGAGCCCAGGAAGGGAAUGAGAAGGGGUGUUCUUAUGUCAAUGCUCCAAAAAGCUGCAUCAACACUUCCAACCUGGACAGGACGUCAAGGAGAAAGUGCUCCAGCUCUUUGUGGAUGCAUUCCUGCCGAUUCUGCCUAUGUCUGUCGUCCUUCGGCUCACGUAGCUGCGAGAGUAAAAGGGAGUGAUGGGGAGGAGCAGUGGAUUCUUGCAGAAGUCGUUGCUUACAAUCCGUCCAACCAGAAGUAUGACGUAGAUGAUAUCGAUUACACAGAAGAAGACGGAAAAGCAAGCCAAGAGCGACAUCACCUGAGCAGACGGCGUGUUAUUCCGCUGCCUCUCUGGAAAGCAGACCCAAAUCGGAAUCCAGAGGCCAUUUUCCAGCCAAAUCAGCUGGUGAUGGCUCUGUAUCCUCAAACCACGUGUUUUUAUCGAGCGCUCAUUCACGAACCACCAAAAACAACCCAAGAUGACUAUUCUGUGUUGUUUGAAGACACCUCGUAUGCAGACGGGUAUUCGCCACCCUUAACUGCGCCGCAGCGUUAUGUCGUCCAAUACAAAAAGAAAUAACUUUAACGUUUCGACUUUAUAUAACUUUAUAAGAUCAAUGCUAUUAAUUAUUGUAAUCAUGUAUGUUUCGUGAUUUUCUUGUGGGGGUCUGUGCCUAAAAGCUUUGUACAAGAGCAUAAACCUUUCAUGUCCGAUUCGCAGAGGGCAUAAUUUAUGAAUGAUAUGUUCAGCAACGCCUCUCGCGAUCAUUCACCAGAAGAAAUUCGUGAUUUUUGCAUUUUGGGGAAGCCAUUGAAGCUGUCUUUAGUAUGAAAUAAAUGUAGUUAAGAUGACGUAUUUGUCUUUGUUAUACCCAAAUCCUCACAAAAAACUAAACUCUCGGAGAUUUUUAACGAUGAUUCUCCAGAGUAUCCGUUCUCGAUUUCCUUUUGUUUGUGUAUCAUUACUCCAAAAGUAAGAGAUGGUGUCUAAGAUUUCAUAAUGUUGAGAUUUUUCAGGUUAUAAAUGCAACAGUACACAUUCAAAUGGAGCUUCAAGAGUUUUGAGUCAAAUUUAGGGGGUUCAGAAGAAUUUUACCGAUUCCUAUAUAAAAUAGUCGUUUAUAUUUUACCUUCCAAUAUUGUACAAUCCAUUCUAAAUGAAUAACAUUACUUGAUGCCAUCCAUGUUAGUUAAGAAAUUAUUAAAGCUCUCAAAUUGUUGUGAACAUUCGAGACAGAAACUCGAAAAUUGCUCUUUUGAUGAAUGAAAAGUCUUCCCUUUUCAUUGAGAAGAAAGCUAUGCCAGUAGAUUCUGAUUACCUGCUAAAGUUUUAAAAUUACAAAGAAACAUAACUGUGCCUAAGUAAGCCUAAGUAAAAAUAAUAAUAGAGCCUAAGUAAAAAAAUUGUAACUCAUUUACUUGCGGUAUCCUUUCUCCAAACAGCUUUAUAAAUAUUUCAAUUUUAAUCAUAAUGGACCAACAGAGUUGAAGUUGCGGAGGAAGUUACAUUCCAUUCCCCCAAUGUAUGCCCCUCCUGUGAGCGAUGCCUCAUCAAGUAUUUGAAUCAAAUUAUCAAACGUAUCCAGUUUUAUAACCUAAUAACGCCUUUACCUUCGACACUGGGUUUCUUAAAUCAGAAUCUGAAUGAUCAAAUGUGGUAAUUAAAGUUUGAAAGGAAUUGAGAAUUACUUGUCAAAAUAUCGAAAAAACCUUCUAUGGGUACUACCUCAUGUAUCGUGCAUUAGGUAUGACUUGCAAACGCCUGUCCGUUUUAAUGAUGUCGUAAUAGGUUCUCCACAAGAAUACUAGUACCCUUCUAUUAAACAUGUAAUUUGCGUUUGUUAAGAGUAAGCUACCAAGGGUCACAAGUGAUUCUGGUACCCAGGCUUACAGCAAGCUAGAAAUUGAAGAAAAUCAUAUUGAACGAAACUGAGUAAAGGCUAAUGCUAGCUGGCAAAUUGAUUCCUACCUGAAAUGAAAUUAUAUUAGGACAACCAAAGAAAAAUACCAAAUUCCCUCGUUUAAAACAAUGUUGCAGAUUUAAAUUUAAAAUGCUUCUGCCGUGGUACUAACGUGUUCUACCCCUAUCUACAAAUAUACCCUAAAGUCGAAAUAUAACAUUUCUUGUUGGGAAAAAUUCCACAUAGAAAUUGUAUUGUUCAGGUACCACAUAGAAAUUGUAUAAUCCAGGUACCACAUAGAAAUUGUAUAAUCCAGGUACCACA
Rhopilema esculentum is the source of this 2593-nucleotide messenger RNA. Its product is annotated as SAGA-associated factor 29. The record is from RefSeq and is a predicted model, not a curated record. NCBI's taxonomy places the organism in Eukaryota, Metazoa, Cnidaria, Scyphozoa, Rhizostomeae, Rhizostomatidae. Gene Ontology annotation, cellular component: SAGA complex.